Messenger RNA from Asterias rubens (European starfish), 2559 nucleotides. Its product is annotated as laccase-3-like. The transcript has 10 exons. Gene Ontology annotation, biological process: iron ion transport. The coding region runs from base 119 to 2197 and encodes 692 amino acids. The record is from RefSeq and is a predicted model, not a curated record. Gene Ontology annotation, cellular component: plasma membrane. Gene Ontology annotation, molecular function: oxidoreductase activity; copper ion binding. NCBI's taxonomy places the organism in Eukaryota, Metazoa, Echinodermata, Asteroidea, Forcipulatida, Asteriidae.
UUCCAAGAACUUGAGAAGAGGGUUUCGUUUUUGAAAUCGUCAGUGCGAUUUCCGUUUACUGUUGUGCCGGGUGGUAUAAGAAGGAAAUUAUUUGCAGUUGUGACUAUAUACCUUCAAGAUGACGUGGUUGACAUCGACGUUAGCUUUCCUCAUGGUUCUUCCAUUGGUUGCUUCAAUUAGACCAUCGGAUGUGAACCCAUGUUAUCGUUCAUGCGAUUUACCGUCAAUACCAAUGACGUGUCAGUUUAACUGGACUCUGGAUUGGUUCUACACAAUGGCAAAAGAACCGUGUGGCAACUGUCCGAAUACACCGAUUGACUGCACUAGUAAUCGUCAGUGUGUUACUGCUGAUGGUGUGGGUCGUCCUGUCAGUCUCAUGAACCGCGUAUUUCCAGCUCCAAGUAUACAGAUAUGCAGGGGUGAUACGGUCAUAGUCAACAUAGUGAACCGAAUGUCUAACAACGAAGGCACAUCAAUCCACUGGCACGGUUUGUUCAUGAAUGGUACCCAGUACAUGGACGGCCUGCCAAUGGUCACCCAGUGCCCCAUCCCCUCACCAGGGCAAUUCCAGUACAAGUUUACGCAAUACGAGCCCGGCACGCAUUGGUUCCACUCCCACAGCGGACUGCAGCGUGGAGAUGGCUUGAUGGGGUCGCUCAUCAUCCGUGAGAGCACUCGAAGCGACCCUCAUGGUAGCUUGUACGAUGUAGACCAGGCAGAGGAUGUGAUCUUCCUGAACGACUGGUACCAUGAAACAAUGGUCACGCUCUUUGAGGAGGAGACUUGGGCUGCAAGCUCCCCUAACGUAAGCUCCAUCUUGAUCAAUGGCAAAGGUGUAUUUGAAGGCGGUAGUUUUCCUCACCCCCCUGUGGAAGUCUUCAAUGUCAGUCAAGGUUUAAGAUAUCGGUUCCGAGUUAUCAGCGGAGCUGCCUCAUUCUGCAAUAUGCAAUUCUCGGUGGUGAACCAUUCGCUGCUCAUGAUUGCUAGUGACGGCGCUGCGUUCGAACCUCUGGCAGUGGACUAUUUCCGAAUCAGCUCGGGUGAGAGAUAUGACUUCGUUCUGACGGCCAACCAGUCCAUCGAUAACUACGAGAUACAAGUGGUUGGUUUAGAUUGCACGAACGAUGCAGGGGGGCCAACUAAGCAGGUGGCUUUACUGUACUACGUUGGAGCAGCUGAAGCUCUAGCCUCUGAUGUUCCUUUACCAGAUAUUGUGCAGUCAGGCAACAAGAACGAUAGGUGGAAGGCUUUUCCCGAUAGGUCUCUGGCUGAAAUUAACGCUUCGACGGGUCGGGGUUUUCAAUACCGGCCUACAACCUUAAAUGAGGAGUCUCCAGAUCCGUACUAUUUGAAGGUAGACUUCGGGAAUCGCACCGAUCCGACCACAAAUACGUCACGAUUGUAUCCCCAGAUCAAUGAUAUAUCAUUCCACUUCCCGACUUCACCACUGCUGUCUCAGUACAAAGACACUCCGGCGAGUUCCUUCUGCAAUCAAGCAAGCUUUGGUCAAGGUGAAUGUAACGGGGAGAAACUGUGCAAAUGUAUCCAUACGAUUGAGCUCCAGCUGAACCAGCGUAUAGAAAUCAUCCUGUUCAACCCUAAUAUAGAAGGCUUUCCAGUGUUGCAUCCUAUGCAUCUUCAUGGCAUGCAGUAUAAGAUUUUAGCAAUGGACAGGAUUGAGAACGCAAGCAUUGAGAAUAUCCGCAAAUUAUACAGACAGGGCAAAAUUAUACUGAACCCAAAUGGCCCCUACAAAGACGUGGUGAUCGUACCGAACGGUGGAUACACAAUCUUCCAGGUUAAUGCAUGGAACCCCGGAUGGUGGAUUUUCCACUGCCACAUCGCAUUUCAUCUUGAGGAGGGAAUGGCAUUAUUGUUCCACGUCGGUGAACAGAGGGAUCUGCCCCCCAUACCGCCGGCUUUCCCUAAGUGUGGAGUGUGGCCUCCUAACACACCGGUGCUUACAGAAACUAUGGAGGAAGAAGAAUCCGAGCCCCCAUUACCAGAGAACUGUCCAUCUGUAGGGUUGUUUUCAUCAGACCUAAUACAUCUUGUGUGGAUAAUCCCGAUCACAUUGGUGAUAGGCUUGGUCAUUGGGGUGGUUAUCAUGAAGUUUCUGUGUGUGAAGGGAUCCAGGCCAGCUGGAAGCUCUUCAGCUGUCCCAUCGGCAGAUCCUACUUCUGAUACACCUUUGUAGAUUUGGGUCAUGAGUUUUCCCGUCAAGCUAUGCUGCACUCAGAGUUGGAUUUCAACAAAACCUUUGUGUUUUGGCAGCCAGCUCAUAUAGAUAGUAUAUGCAAUCUUACCAUGACUACGCGUCUUUUCGCCCGGCGAAACAUGACGUAUAUACAGUGUUUUGUCAACAGAGGGCGGUUUGAGUGUAAACACCGGUCACAUCGUCUACUCAGUAUACUAGAGUAGUGCUUUAUAAACUACGAGAUUUCCCGGUAGCUAGAGGUGGUUUGAAUACUGUACUUAAACGCGGUGUACACUAUUGGUAAUUACUCAAAAUAAUUAUUAGCAUAAAACCUUUCUUGGUGACGAGUAAUGGGGAGAGGU